This is a messenger RNA of Mugil cephalus (flathead mullet), 553 nucleotides long. Its product is annotated as histone H2B-like. The coding region runs from base 84 to 455 and encodes 123 amino acids. The record is from RefSeq and is a predicted model, not a curated record. Gene Ontology annotation, molecular function: DNA binding; structural constituent of chromatin; protein heterodimerization activity. The transcript has a single exon. Gene Ontology annotation, cellular component: nucleosome. NCBI's taxonomy places the organism in Eukaryota, Metazoa, Chordata, Actinopteri, Mugiliformes, Mugilidae.
CAGUGUGAUUUCCAUGCAGUGGAUAUAAAUAGAGCUCCGUGUGCGUCCAGACUUCAUCUUCUGAGGAAGUAGUAGCAGUCAUCAUGCCUGAUCCAGUGAAAGCGCCCAAGAAGGGCUCCAAGAAAGCCGUGACCAAGACCGCCGCUAAAGGCGGCAAGAAGAGGAGAAAGAGCAGGAAGGAGAGCUACGCCAUCUACGUGUACAAGGUGCUGAAGCAGGUCCACCCCGACACCGGCAUCUCCUCCAAGGCCAUGAGCAUCAUGAACUCGUUCGUCAGCGACAUCUUCGAGCGCAUCGCCGGCGAGGCCUCCCGUCUGGCCCACUACAACAAGCGCUCCACCAUCACCUCCAGGGAGAUCCAGACCGCCGUCCGCCUGCUGCUGCCCGGGGAGCUGGCUAAGCACGCCGUGUCUGAGGGCACCAAGGCCGUCACCAAGUACACCAGCUCCAAGUAGAGACUCCUCUACCGCCACCACAACAACACAAAGGCUCUUUUAAGAGCCACCCACUGCUACUGGAAGAGCGUUCUUUUCGUUGAGAUUAUCAUACAAGU